CCUGGAAUAUCAGUAUGCGCAUUUAUUUUAGGACCAUUGAAUGCACAUAUAGCACACCGGGGCGGUUAUGUAGAGCCCGAAAUAUAUCUGUGCAACAUUCUUCGCUGACCUACUUUUAUUAGCAAUAACUAUUCAGUAAUAAUAACUGACACAUUUAAAUAGAAACCUGGUUUUGCUCUCUCAUCCAUGCGGUGAAAUAAAGACACAAAUAAAGACAUAAAAUCCUUCCCAGCUUCUCUUAGAAAUAACAGAGUGUCAGGUGCGGCUCCAUCGCUCGCUGCAGGUUUUCUGGGAGGUGGGGGGGCGGAGCGUAACGAGGAGAUCUCCCUCCUCUUUAAAAAAAUAAAAAGUGAGGCGCGCACAGGCUGUCCGUUCGCACUGGCAGAGAAAUUAUGAUUCCGAGAAGAGCUGCUCCUGCGCUUCAGCAAUUAAGACAACACUUCCACUGCGACUGAUUCCACCAGAAAUCUCCGAGCCUCGCUGAGUGCGGUCCCCGUCAACUAUCUCCUACUCCGUAGCCUCCCUCGCUCUCUCCUGCCUUCUUCUUCUGCGCUGGAUCUUUCGUGCCAGAAAAUGUGCGUGGAGAGCGAUGGAUGCGAAAUUGAAGGCUGCAGCAGCUCGGAUGAGGUGCGCACGCUGUCGGGCAGCAUGAGUCCCGGACUGAAAUCCAACCCGGACCUUCACCCCUGCAGACCGGGGCAGAAAUUCCGCGCCGCGCUGCUGAAAUGCCGCUCACCGGCCGCCGCCGCCGGGAUCCUCAGUUUUGGGAACGUCCUCAAUUACAUGGAUAGAUACACCGUAGCCGGUGUUGUGCUCGACAUUCAGCGGAAUUACGACGUGUCAGACAGCAGAAUCGGCUUGCUGCAAACAGUUUUCAUCUGUAGCUUCAUGGUGGCAGCUCCCAUCUUUGGUUACCUGGGCGACCGCUUCAACAGAAAGGUCAUCCUGAGCUGUGGCAUUUUCUUCUGGUCCAUUGUUACCCUGUUGAGCUCCUUCAUCAGUAAAGAGUACUUCUGGCUGUUUGUGCUCUCCAGAGGACUCGUGGGCAUCGGAGAAUCCAGCUACUCCUCCAUCUCUCCCACCAUCAUAGGAGACCUCUUUACUAGUAACACCCGCACCAUGAUGCUCUCUGUCUUCUACCUGGCCAUCCCCCUGGGAAGCGGGCUGGGCUACAUCCUGGGCUCCAGCGCCAAGGAGGCUGCAGGAGACUGGCACUGGGCACUGAGGGUUUCCCCAGUUUUAGGCAUCACUGCAAGCGUUCUCAUCCUGCUCCUUGUCCCUGACCCAAAGAGAGGGAGCGCCGAUCAGCUGGGAGGUCGCAUCAGGAGCCGCACCUCCUGGUUGUGUGACAUGAAAGCGCUCGCCAAGAAUCGGAGCUACGUGUUCUCCUCCUUGGCUUCGGCAGCGGUCUCCUUUGCCACGGGUGCGUUUGGUAUAUGGAUUCCUGGCUACCUGUUUAGAGCCCGGGUGGUGCAGAAGACGGCAGAGGCUUGCACAAAAGAGAUUUGCAGUAGCACGGACAGCAUGGUGUUCGGGGCCAUCACAUGUGUGACGGGGCUGUUAGGCGUGGUCAUCGGGGCUCUCACCACACGCCUGUGUCGCCAGAAGACAGAACGAGCCGACCCUCUGGUGUGCGCCGUCAGCAUGCUGGGCUCGGCCAUCUUCAUCUGCCUCAUCUUCGUGGUGGCCAAGAAGAGCAUCAUUGGAGCUUACGUUUGUAUCUUUAUUGGAGAGACGCUGCUUUUCCUCAACUGGGCCAUAACAGCAGACAUCUUAAUGUUUGUUGUUAUACCCACGCGGAGAGCAACAGCUGUCGCGUUCCAGAGCUUCACCUCUCAUCUCCUGGGCGAUGCAGGAAGUCCGUACCUGAUAGGCCUGAUCUCGGACGCCCUUCAGCAGAAGUACACUACAUCAGCACUGUGGCGGUUCCUGAGUUUGGGCUAUGCCCUCAUGCUUUGUCCCUUCAUCAUCGUCCUGGGGGGCAUGUUUUUCCUGGCCACCGCGCUCUAUUUCCUGGAUGACAAAGAUAAAGCCGAGGCCCAGUGUAACCAGGCAACACAGCCCCCGUCUUCAGUCAAGGUAUGACCAGGUGACGAGCAAAUGAGGAGCUACCUGAAUGCACAACCAAACCUGACAAAGGAUGACUAGACGGCGAUAAAAGAAAGGCUUCUUUAUGCUCCCAGUCAUCCUCCCCAAGAUCAUCAUCAUCCUCCUCCUCUUGGCUCCUGCUGCUCUCUGUUUUUUUACAGCCUCGCUGAGGUGACUGGAAAGAGGGAGCGUCUUGCCCCUCCUUCUAAACCACAGCCCGGUGAGAAGGUGCUCAACCCACCCUCCACUUGGAUCGUGUCCUCCUCGCCUCUGUGAGGAUCCUCUGAACUUUUGCAGGCCAAGACCGCCGUAAGCCCUCCUGAUGCUAAACUACUGAAUGCUGACCACGAACCUGCCCUGUCUGUCUGCCUGUCUGUCUCUUAUCGGCUGUCGAUCUGCAACAAGUGCCAUCGCAUCAUUACAUUCCUUCGGAUUUGCACUGACCGCCAACAGCCCUCAUCACUAGCUAUGUUUACAUGCAUUCAACUAAGCCACGCAUGCUCUGCUGAAGCUAAAGCAGCUGCAGGAAAACGCAGCAGCGGUGCAGGCGUUGUUUAUCUCUUUAAACAAGUGACUGAUGUCGCAUUACUCAUCACAGUCUCGCCGCAGUAACAGCAGAAACAGCAAAUUCAGUGUUUACACCAUAAAUCCAGUAUUUUCACAGUGAAAGUUUUGCCGUGCAUGUAAACAAGCUAGAGCCAAAAAUGUGUUGCUUUGGGAAAGGUCAGUGAACGAGCCUUAAAGUCGGAGCUUUCACACCUGCAGAUGUUUCUUUGAGCCCCGCGUGCGUUUCCACUUGGAUGAGAACUCGUUAUGUUCGGAUUGUUUGUGUCGUUUUCUGUUUAUGUCGGAUUUGAAGCUGGAGGUUACUGCCUAUGAUUGUUUCCUAACCGUGAUGAUGCAGUCUGGGCAAUUUAAAGUGGACACUGGAUAUGUAUAGUUUAUAUAAUUUAUAUUUAUAAUUUAUUCUAUUCAUGCUUUUUCCAAAAGUCAAUGUCAUGCUAGUCUUUUGACUGUUUAUGUACACGAGAAGCAAUACUAAGAACAUUUAGAAGAAACCAACCUUUUUGUUCCACACUGCCUUAUCAGUGAGCUCGGCUUCCCUUUAAAGAGGUCGCUCUCUGAUGGUUGGUUUUGAAUUUCUGGACACACCACCCACCCACACAGGGACCGAGUCGCUCUUAAUGGUGGAUCGCAGUCCAAUCAUCAGCGGUUACAAUAGCAGGCAUUGUGAAAAGAGGCCCUUCCUCUCCAACUGCAGAUAUCCCAUUGCAUCAGUUUAUUAGCGAGGGGAAUCAAAAUCCCAGACAGGAACAGGAAACGCGAGCUCGUAUCGUUGCAAACUGAUGAAUGAGGAAUCCCCCUAAAGAGCUGAAAGAGCUUCAUUUCUGCCUGCCGUUUCCAUGGGUACACAUCUCUCGCGAAGAAAACAAAACAACAAUUGUCAGUGAGGGAAGCUAUAGCAUGUAGCUUGCACAUAACACAAGCGAUGGUGAAGGGUGAAAGUGAUUAUUGUGAAACCUCAGAGCCACUAAUGGGAUCCCAGGUUUUAAGGGGGAAAGAUGCACUUUGCAGACCUGGAAGGAACCACAGAAGGCAGAGGAUGCACUGACCGUAGCUGAGGAACAAAAGGAGACUCCGAGGCUGUUCUUGUAGCAUUGAUGUGUGAGCAUGACUCACUGGCUGUGUGGGGGUGCUGUGUGGGCUGUGUCCUUGCUGCCAGAUCAUUAGCUUUAGCUUCUUCCUCCAACUGCGUGGAGCUCUCUGAAUGUGAUUCUGUCCCACCCGAUGUGUUUACACCACCUCCAUCUUCUUAACGAACUAAGCUUCUUACCUUCCAUUUAUUGAUCUUCUUUUCCUUUGUAAUGUUAUCAGAGGACUUUUUGAAUACCUACAGUAGAGAUAUAUAUAUAAAGCUAUACCAUGCAGCGAUUUUAAUAUAUUGUAAAUGAUGGCUUGGAUGCAAUGUAUUUAUUUGUUUGUUACAUAUUGAAGAAUAUUCUAUAAAGGGAAAUUUAAGGCUGCAGUAUAAUAGACUGAGCCAUGUGUCACUGGGUUGGAAACCUUUUCCUGUCAUACUGAAACAACACACGCCCCUUUUGCAUUAGCUGGAUUACGAUUGGACGUGUCCCACGUGUAGACACAGAAAUAAAUGCAACGGGUUGUUUUUAAGACACAUUAGUCUCAUUGUAAGGAUGCAAUUUAUAUUAAGCUCAUUUAUGUGUUUUUAUUUGUAGAUUCAAAACCAUUUUUGCACAUUUAAUGAUCAGGGAUUUCUUUGAGCCACCGCCUCGCACCAUCGACGGCCCGGCCUCUCGGCGCUGGCGUGUCGUCGUCUGUCAUCCGUAGGAACUUCCGCUCUGAUCAGACGAGCCAUGGAUCGAGUUUCACGUUGCCAAAGUUCAGUUGAUUUAGCACCAGUCCGUCCUUUUAUCUGUCGUAAAUGUAUGUUAACAAUCACUGAAGUGAUGUCUCGAGGAAAUGCUUCUUGUCAUACAAGAGUCUGUACAAAUAAACUCACGUUGAGCAGAAGAGAAAAAAACAAAAAACAGAAGUUAUUUUUAUUUUUAGAGGACGUCAGUACACGUGUCCGAGAAGUCAAAGGGUAUUCUUUUAGAGCUGGAAUGUGAUGCUCCCGUGGGUGGAUGAUGGAAAAAUGUACAGGUCUGUAAAUCAAAUAAACCUAUUCACACACACGUCUGUGCGUCUCUGUGUGUCUGUAACGCCACGGCCAUGUGUGUUCACGGCGUUUGCUUCGUCUCGCUGUGUGAAUCUGAGGACAGCUCGCACUGCGGCAGCGCCUCGACUGAUAUUUAGAGGCUGCGCGUAAACUAGAGCAAGAAUCUGUGUGUGUUUAAAUAGUGCUUUAAUGUUCGGUGCAAGGAUCGGUUCUGGCUGGAGUUGCAGAUAUUAAUCUGUAACGUAGUUUGUUUGUAACUUUAAUACAAGGAUUCAAAUAUUUUAGGAGGAAAAAUCUUUAUUAAAAAGACAAGUGAGUGUUUAGUUAUUAAGGCUUCAGUUUUGUGCUGCUUGGCAAAAUGUUAAUAGUGUUGGUGUCACAGAAAUGGAGGAAACCCUGUGAGACUCGCUGUCAAUCUGUUUAACCUGCAGAACGCGCGCCGACGUGUCUGUUUGCUCAUCACUUGCUCAUUUCCAUGUGUGUCGUAUUUGUGGGGAGAGGCUGCUGGAGCGCAGACACCAGACUUUAACUGCAUUCUGCUGCAACAAAUCAACCUGACAGACGGACCCGGGGCUUACAGUAGUACACAAACUCAAUGCCAAAGAAAUUGUGAGGAAUGUAAAUUUAAAGAAAAGUGUGAAUUGAUUUGAAAAUCUCUCAAACCCGGAUUUUAUCCCCAGUAGAUCCCACAAACCACGUCAAAGGUUUGAAUGGAGAAAAUCAACAUUUUAAGAAAGAAGAUCAUUUUGAAUUUGAAAGUUGGCCCGGGGAGAUGUUUACUGCUGCGUAGCGUCCCCUCUUCUUUUAACCACAGCCUGCAAACAUCUGGGAGCUGAGGAGACCAGCUGCUGGGCUUCAAGGACAGUAAUGCUGAUUCCUCCACGGUGAUGUGGGAUUAAAGCUGCUCAACCAGGUCUCCUCUCUGGGUUAGCAGGCAGGUCAGCACCACGCUGUUGUGUAGAUGGGAGCACAUGUUGCUCUAAAACCUGCCUGUACCUUUGAACUGUGUUUGCAGACUUCCAGAAGUGCUUCUGAGCCCAUGCAGCGAUUUGCAGCACCGAAUCAUGACUGUUUUACAGAAUCAUGCAGUUCAGCCUGAUCGCGGUCGUCCAGUAUUGACUUUCAGCCUUGUCCCUCACACACCGAUAUUUCUCCAGGUGCGCUGAAUCAUCGUGCACUGUAGAUGAUGAGAUAGUUACAGGAUUCAUAAUUGUUCCAGAAACAGAAAACAGUUUGUACAGACUGAUGAACCUCUGCCCAUCGUCACGUCUGAGAAACUCCUUUCAGUUUCCUGCUUUUGUUCCUCCUUCCCACCUUGCUAACAUCAAAAUCAGCUGUUACUUUACAGAAAAGGGUUCAUUCUCUCAGAUCAGACGUCUGACACGUUUGUUAUUCUCAUUAAAGUCUGAAAGUCAUCACAUUCUGUUUUUAUUCACAUUUCGCUUCUGCAAUCGAAACUAUUGUAUGAGCAUAGUCCUUUGAUUCUUGUUGCUGCUUUCUGUGAACCAUCUCUGCUUGUAAAUGAAUCCACUUACUGUGCUAUAGACCCAUCAUUAGCCCGCCUGCUACAUCAUUCAGCAGCAGCGUAUUUUGUAAACCUUAUAAUAAAAUGUCACCUGGCUUUGUUCACCAAAGGAUGAGUCAGAUCGAAGGCAUUUAAACGAUUUUAUUUUGAAAUAAACCUACAUCCUAUCUAGUU
Molecule: messenger RNA, 6467 nt
Organism: Maylandia zebra (zebra mbuna)
Lineage: Eukaryota; Metazoa; Chordata; Actinopteri; Cichliformes; Cichlidae
Gene: spns2
Product: SPNS lysolipid transporter 2, sphingosine-1-phosphate
Biological process (GO): lipid transport; sphingosine-1-phosphate receptor signaling pathway; transmembrane transport
Cellular component (GO): membrane
Molecular function (GO): transmembrane transporter activity; sphingolipid intramembrane carrier activity
Source: RefSeq, a predicted model, not a curated record